This is a messenger RNA of Nothobranchius furzeri (turquoise killifish), 1333 nucleotides long. It is a transcript of the gene hwa, whose product is annotated as huluwa. NCBI's taxonomy places the organism in Eukaryota, Metazoa, Chordata, Actinopteri, Cyprinodontiformes, Nothobranchiidae. The record is from RefSeq and is a predicted model, not a curated record.
GCGGUGAGCCGUUGUCAUGGCAGCUCAAAUCAAGGCGCACCUGUUGCACCCUCGCAGCGGCGUUUCUCUAAAGAGGACCAGAUAUGUUCUCACGGAUGAAAUGUCGAACUUAGGUCAGACCACACCACCCAGUCUGACCGAGGGCUCCCCGGUGACUAACCUGACUGUCGUUGUCCUUCUGCUCAUCCCGUGCGUGGUCACCCUGCUCCUGUUCAACUGUCUCUUCCUGGGUUACAAGUUGCUGGUGCUGACCAAGAGGAGCAGGAGGAACCACCGAGGAGACACGGAGGAGAUGCUCCUACGGUCCUCCCUGCUGAGAGUCGGAGCUUUUUCCCCGCUGCAGGACGGGAAGACAGUCUACAUGUACCUAUCAGAGCCCGUCCUGUCGCACCCGGUCACUUCCUCCAGAGCCUCGUCCAGAGACAGAGCUGGGGUGAAUCCCAGGUUCCGCCAGCGGAGACCCGAUGGCGCAACCGGCUCGGGGUCCCUGAGGGCGCCGAGCACCAUCCGGGCCGCGGCCGCCCCCUCCUCCGCGGCGAGGCUUGAGGUCCCCCCCUGCCCCCUGCGGACUCAUGACACGUUCUGGUGGAGGAGUGCGCCUAAUUUACUGCAGUCCAGUGGUUCGGAAACAGGACUGAACCUGGUUCCGCCCAACACUCCUAUGCAGGAAGCAGAACACAUGAGUCAUAUCCGCCGCAGCAGCACUCACGAGAAGCUGACUGAUGUGAACCUCGGUGUUCCCGUGCACCCGUUUGGUAAACUGGUCAUGGACUGUGAGUACAUCAACCUGCCUUCGGACACGUCUGCAGCAGCUUCUGGACUGGACAGUGACUUCGGAGCAAGUGCAGGUGUCUCCCUGAGGAUUCUGUCAGCGGACAGCGAUGGCCUGUCCAACGGUGUCCUGUCCUCAGCUCUGGAGUGGGAUUAUUAUGACCCGUGCUACGUCAAACAGAACAAUAUACCCAAUCACACCCACCACAGAGCCGUCAUGCACACAAAGCAGUACUGGGUCUAAACCCACCCUUUUAAUUUUGUUUUAUCAUAUAUUUUAUAUAAGUAUGUACGUCUUAUUUUGAAGUUUUUGUCACAAUAAUUUCCCACUUUUAUAUCAUUCGUCAGCACUCUGCCACUAAACCCGUUUAUAAUAGUCAUUCUGCACCUUUAUUGUGAAAUGUUUCCUGUUCUCUUGUGUUGAUUCUAAAUCAAGUCACUGUUUUUCUACUUGGUCUGUUCCGUUUCACACAAAUCCUCACAUUUUAAAGAUUAUGUCACGAUUUGAAAGGUUGUGACUCACCCAAUGGUCUUAAGAAUUUAAUAAAGUGUUUUGAAUAAA